This is a messenger RNA of Talaromyces atroroseus, 2289 nucleotides long. RefSeq lists its product as hypothetical. The coding region runs from base 1 to 2289 and encodes 762 amino acids. The record is from RefSeq and is a predicted model, not a curated record. Gene Ontology annotation, cellular component: cytoplasm. Lineage: Eukaryota; Fungi; Ascomycota; Eurotiomycetes; Eurotiales; Trichocomaceae. The transcript has 5 exons.
AUGUCGAUCUUCAGGGAGCUUCGGCGGCGCUCCAAGGCCAGCUUCCGUACAACCACCUCAACCGACUCCCAACCCAACGACAACAUGCAAAGCGGCCAAUCUUCCUCAACAAUAGGAACCGCAUACAGCUCCAAUACGCCGCCCUCCCUCCAGCCAUCCGCGUCGUCGCCAAACCUCCAUACACUCAGCGAGACCAUGAAAGGCUCAGGGGUGCCGCCCAUGCCGUCACCGCUCCCCCAACGCCCGUCGAGCAAUGGCUCCCCCGCAAAUGGCUCCGUGCGAACACCGGUCGCAACUUCUCCCUAUGCCCCGCGCAUCAUCUCUAUAUCCGACAAUUCAUGGGUGCAUCAGAAAAUUUUGUUGGUCUCUGGCCACAUAGGCGAUCCGCGGCACUUGUCGAUAGACGGAACCCUGACGGUAUACCACGACAAGGAUAGCUUCCCUGUGACGACCUGGCCGGUUUCAGACUCCCAUUUCAAAGUGCUCAUUCAUCUAGUUCCGGGGCCCAACCGGUUACGCUUUGAUUUCACCUCCCCAAAAUUAUCCUCCAGCUCGGCCUACACUCAUUCGUCCUGGCACAGCAUUAAUUACCUCCCAUUGAUUAACGCCCCACCUCUUGACCUGGUAAUUCUCUUGGCUAAGGAUUCUCCGGGCACCUUUGAUUCAGUUCCUGAACGCAUUCAAACCGAAGGUAAUAAUCUUGAUGUGGCCAUCAGGAAGUAUCGAAUGGCUGCCUAUCUCUGGCAAGCCUUUACUGGAGAGCAAAUGUUUCGGAAUGGUUUCAGUAGGAGGUGCUUUCGGCUGGAAGAGGAAUGGCAAACAGGCAGUCUGAGCCAGAGAGACCUCGCAUCGGGGCAGAUAAGAAACGAAGCCAAAGUACAUAUUGUGAGAACCGAAAAGACGGUUGCCGAAUUACGAGACUUGGAUAUAGCUCAACAGUACGGGCCUGCGAAGAGAAAAGACGAAUUGUUCAAUAUUGCAAAAGAUGCCGUGAAUGCAUACUUUCGGCCACAUCCGGAGCAGAAACGUUAUGUUUCAGUGCUAUUACUUGAUUCGCAUUGGGACGUGGAAUCGCAAGUAAUCACCGCUCAUGCUGCGCUGGGUUCUGACGGCGGUAACAUAAAGAUGGCAAUAUUUGGCUCUCAUAAUCUUCAAAAUUACCCGUCAUGUCUAGAGCAAGUGGCUCCCGCAUUUUCCGACACCACACCAACAGAUACAAGGUAUAUAGCCAACGAUUGUGGAGAUGCGGGAAGCAGUUGGGAGUCAGCUAAUAUCGGCAUCGGAGCUCAUAUGCACGAAGUCGGUCAUUUAUUUGGGUGUCCACACCAAGAAUCUGGUGUCAUGUUGCGUGACUAUGUCCGUUUGAACCGAACCUUCACCACUCGGGAGCCGUAUUCGACUCGUACAAGGUCAGAAGGCGUCAGACUAUGUCUGCCAACAGAUGAAUGCCAAUGGCAUCGACUUGAUACCCUAAGAUUCAGAUUCCACCCUUGCUUCCGUCUACCGAGUGACCCCCCUAGCCAUCCAGAUGAGAGUAUCCAGGCCUGGGCAGUGGAACAUGGAAGAAUUCUAUUUACGGCGGCAUCAGGGGUUGCUUUUCUAGAACUUUACACAGAGGGCGAUGACCUAUGUCACAAGUUCUUGGAGUUCAUCAACAACGAGAGUGGUAAUAUACCCAGACAGGUAACCGUCACCGAAAGUGAACUGCGGAAUUUGCUACCCCUUGAACAGCAGAAGAAGAAAAUACGGCUUGAAAUUUUCUCAGGAAACCUUGGGCGGCAUCGAAUUGAUGACCUAAACGCUGUGACGUCGAAAAAAUCGCUUGUCAAGCUUCCCAAGGGUCAGACGGGGUUUACUAGUAUCAAGCUAGGGUUUUCUCAAAUGGAAGGAAGUGAACCCCAGCAGGUUAUUUUAGAAAGUGCAUUUGUCCAGAAGAAAGUUUUGACGUCUGUCAAAGUCUAUCAUGGGUUUGCCCUUGAUGGCAUAGAAUUCUGUUAUGAAGAUGCAACUAGUCAAUUAUUUGGCAAACGAGGCGGGAAGCCAGGCGGCGAUGAAUUUGUUUUUGAUGCACGACGUGGAGAACUUUUAUUGGGUUUUUAUGUCCGAGCUGGUCUCUGGAUUGAUGGAAUUGAAAUUCUUACUAGUUUUGGGAGGAAAUCAGGUGUAUAUGGGAACGCGAAUGGAGGCUCUGGGCAUACCUUGAUACCGCCUCGAGGCUAUAGCAUUGUUGGAGUUUCGGGAUCUUGUGGUGCAUGGAUCGAUGGGUUUUCACUAAUUGUCACGCAUUAA